Messenger RNA from Protopolystoma xenopodis, 291 nucleotides. Lineage: Eukaryota; Metazoa; Platyhelminthes; Monogenea; Polystomatidea; Polystomatidae. The record is from the annotation of a GenBank genome assembly.
AUGGCUGGAGAGAGGAAGGCUGACAGAAAGACUGUUCUUGCGCGAAAACAAGGACGAAAGUUGCGCGCUGCCGAAUUCCGUCUCCUCUUGUAUCGUAUUGGCCGCCUAAAUGCUUGGUCGGAGAAAGUGUUCUUCCUAUUUGUCGGUAUUAAGAGAAAUAUUCACGGCGAACGCGGUCGUAUGGUAGACGGAGAGACAGAAACAGAGCCUACUAGACGUGGGUUAGGAAGUAAAGGGAUGAAAGUGACAGGGGAUAAUAUAGAAGAGGAAGAGGAGGGGGAGCAUAUGUGA